CGCGUAACAAAGCAUUUGAGAUAGAUACAAAUAAAAUCGUCUCAGAAUCAAAAAUAACCGAAAUAAGAGGCGAGUUUAAAAAACGUGCAGAAGAAUGUAAAACCCAACUUGUUGAUUUAUGUAGGAGAAACUUUAUAGCAAAUGUGGAUAUUUCUGCUAUCUCACCCUGGCUUUCAGUCUUUCUGGGAACAACGAUAGCAUUAUCUAAGGAAAUGCUCGAAGAAGUAUCUACUAAAUAUCAAUGCACAAAAGUAGAAAAGGCCGAACUUAAAAUAUCGGAAUCAAGUAUUAUACUAACCAAAAAGUUCAAAAAUGAAGUUGAAAGAGCAUUAUCAGAGAAAACUACCCCUGAUAAAAUCAUUAAGCUUAGAGAGAUUUCGAAAAAAUAUGGACAUUUUUACGCGCGUCGCAUAGUUUUUGGUGGUGCUAUGAUUGAGAAAAUCACAAAUUUUGAAACUUCAA
Molecule: messenger RNA, 462 nt
Organism: Racocetra fulgida
Lineage: Eukaryota; Fungi; Glomeromycota; Glomeromycetes; Diversisporales; Gigasporaceae
Source: the annotation of a GenBank genome assembly